AUGUCAGAAGACUCGGAUAAGGAAGACUUUUCAGGCAGAUCAGCCACUGAUGAGGAUGAAUCAGAUGAAGAUGCUUAUAUGAAAUUUGUGAGUGAAGAUAUACAUCCGUGUGCAGUUUUAGCAGCUGACAGUAUCAGUGACCCAUUUUUUCCCCGGACUACACAGAUAGUAUUGGAAUAUCAGCUGGGGAGAUGGGUGCCACGUCUUCGAGAACCCCGAGAUUUAUAUGGUGUAUCUUCUUCUGGUCCUCUGAGCCCAACACGGUGGCCAUACCACUGUGAGGUCAUUGAUGAAAAAGUCCAACAUAUAGAAUGGACUCCUUCUCAUCCUGAGCCAGUGUACGUUCCAACUGGCCUGGAGAUAGAACCCCUCUAUCUAAAUUCCAAGGAAGAUACAGUUGUUUAUCUAGCUGAAGACGUUCUCAUUCUCAGCUUGCAAGUUUAAUAUCCAGAAGAGUAAAGAGGGAACAGGAAGGGUGGUGAUGUGGAGAAUGGGAAUCAGGAACAGCUUUACC
Molecule: messenger RNA, 514 nt
Organism: Sorex fumeus (smoky shrew)
Lineage: Eukaryota; Metazoa; Chordata; Mammalia; Eulipotyphla; Soricidae
Gene: AGBL3
Product: AGBL carboxypeptidase 3
Exons: 5
Coding region: 1-444 (147 amino acids)
Source: RefSeq, a predicted model, not a curated record